Acanthamoeba castellanii str. Neff is the source of this 1602-nucleotide messenger RNA. RefSeq names its product PHDfinger domain containing protein. Bases 1 to 1602 code for a protein of 533 amino acids. Gene Ontology annotation, cellular component: Set1C/COMPASS complex. The record is from RefSeq and is a predicted model, not a curated record. NCBI's taxonomy places the organism in Eukaryota, Discosea, Longamoebia, Acanthamoebidae. The transcript has 4 exons.
AUGUACCUUCUCCAUCCCCAUCCGACUCUGAGCCCGAGCAACCUCGCAGGGGUCGGCCGGCCUAUCAAGCGACAGCGAAAGGAAGAUGAACCGCUUUACUGCCUGUGUCGCCAACCCUACGACGAAGAGGUGUUCAUGAUCGCCUGCGACGUAUGCAACGAUUGGUUCCAUGGCGAAUGCGUGGGCAUGACCGAGCGUAAGGCGCAGUCGCUGAAGAUCUACGUCUGCCCUCCCUGUACCAAAUCACGAGCGGCUGGCCAGCGUAGGAGGAGCGUGGUAAAGGUGAGGGAAGAUGUCGAGGUAAAUGUGGAAGAUGAGGACGACGAUGAGGAUCAGUACGAGAAGGAGAACUACCACGAGUAUCAACAACAGAGGCGAAAGCGAGCGAAGGGGCAACCGGCGGCGGCGAGGGGGCGCACAAAGGGCACAAUGCCAGGAUCAACGACAACAUCGGCGGCGAGGCGAAGGAGCAUCGGGACCAAUGGAAUUGGAGGCAUGAGGAAAAGUCAAUCAAUAAUCGAAGACGACACCAACCAUGAUGUGAUGCCGCGCAGAGUGUGCGUCAACAAGGACUGCAAUAACCCGGCCAAGCCUCAGUCCAAGUACUGCAGCACGGAGUGCGGCGUGCGGGUCGCUACGCAAUUCCUCGAAAUGCAGAAGGCCGCAGCGGUGGCGGCUGCCGAGCCCGCGCGUGCGCCUUCACCCAAGCCCUCGCCCAAGCCGUGCGACGUCUCGCUCCACUCGAGUAGCGAGGAGAACCUUGUCAACUUCACUCUCAUCAAGAGGUCGCUCGAGAACUCGCCGGACAUUUCGGCGGCUGACGACUCGGACCUCAGGCAGCUGGAGUCGCUGGAGCGACAGCGAGGCGAGGUGGAACACAACCUGCGCAAUCUCGCCGCCAAGCGGGAGGAGUUUGCGAAGGCCGUCCAGUUCUCGACCACCCUCUUCGCCGCCACGGCUUCGACUCACGCCGGCGAUGACCCAGCGAGGAUGGAGGAGGAUCAGCUCACCGGCGCCGACAGGGGAUCACAGGAGGGCGUCGAGGUCAUGGACUGCUUCUCCUGCGGCCAGCCCAUCCCCGGGCGCAACUUUGGGCGCCACAUCGAGCAGUGCUACGCUAAGAAGGAGGGAAUCAGCUGCCCGUCUCCCUCGCUGUCGGCCGCCCCGGCGGUCUUGAGCGCGCACAAGCUCCACUCGCGCAUGCUCGACAGCGGCGCCGUCAUCACCUACUGCAACCGCUUUGACGCGCGCAGCGGCGGAGGGUACUGCGCGCAUCCGCUCGACUCCUGCCCUCUCCACUCGGACAAGCGGGGCAGCGACGAGCGCCGACUCUGCGGCUGCCCGACGGGCGACUUCGACUCGGGCCACUGCGAGCGCCUGCGGAGCGACUGCGUGAAGCACUUCAACUGGGAGAACAUCCGGAAGAUGGAGAUGAAGCUCGAGAAGAAGCGACAGACGCAGCUGCUCUCGUCGCUCCACGCCGAGAUCGAGCUCGUCAAGUCGCGCAUACGUCGGAGGAACCAGACCAGGGACGAUCAACACCGCACCAUCGAGGAGAACGGCGCGACAUACACCCGUCAGCACUCGCCAGCGAGCAAGUAG